GAAAUCUCAGCUCCCACCAAUAACAAGCCCAAUGCCAACCGCGGUUCCAUGUCUUGCAUAUGGAGGGAAACAGGAAAUGGAAGUCCUUGAUCAAAUUUUUCCACCACGAGAGUGGAUGGACAACAACAAUCAAUAUAUACAAUAUGUGUGCCGUGAUCCUUGUACCCGUACCGAUCUGAGUGAUCUCCAGGAUGAGCUGGAUUUGUUACUUUUGCAGAGAAAUGCUCGAGAAGUGGGACUCUGUUCAGUUCGUCGAGAGCUCUAUAAACAGUGUUUUGAUGAACUCCUUAGACAGGUCACCAUCGGUUGUGCGGAGAGAGGACUUCUACUGAUGAGAAUCCGAAAUGAGAUUGAGACCACCAUUGCAGCCUACAAGACUCUUCACAAAAGCAGCAUGGCAUAUGGGAUGAGAAAGUCUCUGCAAGCCGAACAAAACCGGAUUGAUUUGGACAAAAAAAUUGCAGAGUUGGAAUUAGAGAAUAAUGAACUCCAGAAGCAGCUGAAUGAACAGAAGGCAAAGUGUGCUGCCAUCGAAAAGUGUGAGGAGGUCCAAAGGCAGGUUGAAGAAAGGAACCACAAUGUUAAAGUUGAGCUGUUCAGACAAACCAAUCAGCAGCUUAAGGCUCACCUGAAAGCAGUCGGUGGCCCGGAAAACGGAAAGAAAGACUGACGCGGCCCAGAUUUGCUGAACCACUGCUUUCUGACAUUGGCCUUUCUAACUAUUAUGCACCUGCCAACAAACACUCGGCUUUGUGGCUCCUGCUAACUGGAACUCUUCUUGGGUCUAAUCGGGAGAUUCAAGCUGUCAGUUCUCUUCUCUGUCUCUCGCCUUUUAAUUGCUGCCUCUUCAUUUAUGAGCUCCAGCAACCCUCCUGUUCACUUCUACCUGCUUUAUCCUGUGCUCUAAUGUCGUCUCUCUUCUCUUUUGUUUUAGACGAAUUUUGUCUUUUUUUUGCCUUUUGCUUCAUUUCUGAGAUGCUACUCAAUGAUAAACAUAAUGGUUGUACGUACUACCUUGUACUUAU
Molecule: messenger RNA, 1025 nt
Organism: Polypterus senegalus (gray bichir)
Lineage: Eukaryota; Metazoa; Chordata; Cladistia; Polypteriformes; Polypteridae
Product: axonemal dynein light intermediate polypeptide 1-like
Exons: 5
Coding region: 32-670 (212 amino acids)
Cellular component (GO): axoneme; filopodium
Molecular function (GO): dynein heavy chain binding
Source: RefSeq, a predicted model, not a curated record